Dermacentor silvarum is the source of this 516-nucleotide messenger RNA. RefSeq lists its product as uncharacterized. The coding region runs from base 1 to 516 and encodes 171 amino acids. Lineage: Eukaryota; Metazoa; Arthropoda; Arachnida; Ixodida; Ixodidae. The record is from RefSeq and is a predicted model, not a curated record. The transcript has a single exon.
AUGGCCCGCCAGCCUGUCUACGAGACGGCGUUAGACCCGCGUGUCAAGCAGCGAGAACCCGACCAAGGCCCGGACCAACCGGCCCAGAGUCCCGCAAUCACCCUCCCCGAGCCGCAGCAGCAGCCGCGUGCAGGUCCACUCCACCCGGUGCCGCCAUCGCCCUCACCCAUGGGAGUGUCAGCCGCACCAGGCCACAGGGGAAGCCCUACAAGACAGCCCCCACCGCAGGCCGCCCGCCAUCCGAAGCCACCACCGCAACAGGGGAGCAGCCACCGCGCCCCGGUAUCCUCCGGUACCCAGCAGCAACCAGCCCCAACAGCCCGUGGUUCCAGCAGCAGUGGCGGUGACAAUCCCUCAGCUCCGACUCCCGCCAUCAGAGACAACGACCCGGCGUUCAGUCAAGCGUCAGCAGCCAUUGACCACAACCAUCCACCACCGUGGUCGCCCACCUCCGAGAACGCCCCCGCCGCACCCGCGGACAGCCUCCCAAACUUCCCCUGUGACAGUCCUCGAUAA